Paramecium pentaurelia is the source of this 1299-nucleotide messenger RNA. NCBI's taxonomy places the organism in Eukaryota, Ciliophora, Oligohymenophorea, Peniculida, Parameciidae. The record is from the annotation of a GenBank genome assembly.
AUGAAAGGGCUUGAAUAUCCAUAAUUUUUAUAUAAACCUGUUUUAAGUUAACAUAUAACUGAUGAUGAAAUUAAUGAAUUACUAAAGAAGUUGAACAUUAAUAAAUAUGCUACUUUAGAGAGAUUUCAAAAUGAAUUGUUAAUAUAAUUUGAAUUUGAUGGAGAUAAAUUUAUCAGUCUAUCAGAUCUUAUAAACUAUAAUGUAAUUUGAUUAAUCAAUAUUAUUUAGAGAUAAAAUUAAAAUAAUGAAUUUAUUAAUUUAGAUUAUGCAAUUAUCAUUAUAAAUUCAAUUUUAACAGAAUUCUAAAAUAAUUAUAGCAAAAAUACAGAAGAUGUUAAUUUCAAUCUUAAUGAAAUAUGGAUUGGUAAUGAAUUAAAAUCUGAAAAAUAGGUUCAAGUAAUAUUUACUUAAUUUAAUUUUAUAUAAGAAUAAAAAUAAAAUUCUAACCAUAAUAUUCAAUAAUUAUAAUUAAUAAUUCAAGAACUUUUAAAAUUAUGUUAAACUAAUUCCUAAAAACCCAAGGAAAUUUAGGAAUAAUUACUAAAAUGCAAUAAAAUUAAUGAUAUCUAAAAUAUUAUAAAAAAGAAUUUGACAGAUUGUUAAAAAUUACAGAUAUAGUAAAAUAAAGCUGUUGUCUAAUAGCAUAUAGACAAUAUUUUAAAUUAAACAAAUGAAAUAUCAGAAUCAAUGAAUUAACAAAAUUAUAGAUUAUUAAGGGGUAAUUUAAUGAAUUGGAUAAUCAAGAGCAAUUCAAGAUUUAAUGACAAUGUUACUAUUAAAGAUAUAUUUCUAAAAUUAAAUUUAGAGGCAUCUUAUAAACUUUUUACUUAAUGGUCAGAUGUAAACUAGAUUUUUAGUAUAUUAAAAACAAAUUAGAUUUUGAACUAACUUUAAAGUUUAUAAUGUAUAAACAACUUGAUUUUCUAUUUGGCAUUUCCAACCUAUCAUCUGAAAUAAAAAUUUUCGUCUUAAUAAUUAUACAAUUAAGAAACCAUAUAAUGGAUUGAAAAUGUGGAAAAUCUUAUUCUUAAUUAGAUUGAGCGAUAUAUUGCAAAUAUCCUUACAUUUUAUAAAGGAGAUAAAGAAGAUUGGAUAAAAUUAGAUUUUAAAUGUAUUUUUAACUAAGUAAGAUAAAGCUUUGAUAAGAUUUUAUUAGAAUCUAAUAAUGUCUCAAUAAUUAUAGAAAGUGAAUUUGUAGAAUAAAAUACUUUAAAAAUUAUCGAACAAUAUUACAAGGAAAAGGUUGAAGUAUUAAAUCAAGAAAUAAUUAGAUUAAUAUUAAAAACAAAUUUGAAUUGA